ACAAACACCUCGUGAUCAUAGAGUGAUUUGCGUCUUUUCAAAUUAAUUCAUUAAUUGAUGACCAUAUAAAUAAAAUACGCUGUCAUAUUUAAUUGGUUGGAAAGAAUGCGGGUGAUAAAAACUGAUUGAUAGGUAGCAAGUCCCAUUUUCAUUGUGAUUGUCUUUGAAGUGUUUGAAGAGUUAUUUAUGUUGACAUCGCUUGGACAUUUGUUUGGAUAUAAAUAUAACUGUCCUGUCUCAAUUGAGGUUUAUUAAUUCGCCUCGCUUGGAAGCAGAACCAUGUCGAAACUUUUGUUCGUGUUGGCCACGGUGAUUGGGUGUCUGUCGGCUGUCGCCAUUGACCACACCCCUUGUCCCCUCGCCCCACCUGUGAUAACUCCUUUAACCGAAACAAAUCCAGGGGCACUUCAAAUGGCUGGGGUGGAACGUUGUGGUGACGGGGUUCUUCUUGAUGUCCGAUUGGACGGAUGUACAACCGCGCCUUGCACUUUUCGUCGAGGACAAUACUACAACAUUGGGGUCGACUUUAUAAAUCCUGAGAGCGGGGACUAUGGGAACGUGUUCUUCAAAGCGCUGACUUACAGAGCUAAUGAAGUUCAGAUUAUCGCGCCAGAUUUGUACCUGGAAGGUGUGAGGAUAAACUCUAAUACACAAUACCGGUUCGACUAUGACAUCUACAUUCCGCCCACGGGCUUCACUGGCGACAAUUCCGAACUCCGGUUUACGGUUUACCAGAACAUGAGGAGGCCACUCUGUGUCGUUAUUCCAGCCAUAAUUGUUUGAUUAUACCAUCCAAACGUGCGGACUUUAUUCGAAUACUUGAUUAAAAUUCUAUUAGAAUUACCUUGAAAGCUUUUUACUAAAGUUCCAAAAUUUAUAAUAAAGUGCAAUAUAUGAAAUCAUUGCUUCCGAAA
This is a messenger RNA of Folsomia candida, 914 nucleotides long. RefSeq lists its product as uncharacterized. The record is from RefSeq and is a predicted model, not a curated record. The coding region runs from base 280 to 783 and encodes 167 amino acids. Lineage: Eukaryota; Metazoa; Arthropoda; Collembola; Entomobryomorpha; Isotomidae. The transcript is spliced from 4 exons.